Messenger RNA from Dermacentor andersoni, 5706 nucleotides. RefSeq names its product circadian regulator timeout (gene timeout). Gene Ontology annotation, biological process: replication fork arrest; DNA repair; DNA replication checkpoint signaling. Gene Ontology annotation, cellular component: replication fork protection complex. The record is from RefSeq and is a predicted model, not a curated record. Gene Ontology annotation, molecular function: DNA binding. NCBI's taxonomy places the organism in Eukaryota, Metazoa, Arthropoda, Arachnida, Ixodida, Ixodidae.
CUUGCAAUAUACACUGAAAGGUAUCCCAGUGCGGACUGCCCUGCCUGUGGACUAACGGCAACAUUGGACCAUGUGUUGUGGGAGUGCGAAGCCAUGGGCUCCUCCUUCAGCGAGGAUAGGUGUGCUGGGCUCUUGUACAGCCCCGAAUUCAACCACCACACCCUGGCCGUCCAGAGUGCCAGCGAUGGGGCCGUCAAGCUCGGCUUGGCGGUCCCUACGUGAGGCUAGCCGGGUGGCACGGGUUUUCCCCAGCGUCUUCUCUAGACAUAUUGAAGUUAUUUCACUCACUCACUCACUUACUUUAUAGUUUCAUACAAUAAUUAAUGUAGGAAGCCAUAUGUUGGUGACCGUUCAAAUUAACGCGCCUACGCUCCUCUUGAUAACAAAUGCAAAUCUCGAAGGCUAUGCUUUUAUUAGUUGCAUGUGACGGAAGUAAUUGAGGGAGACGCAAAAACGUAUUACACAAAAAUAAAAGGGCCGAAAAAAACAUAUCCCUUUAUUUAGCGUGGUAUAAGGAUAUAGAUGGUCAAGUUCAGGCCUCUUAAAGGUGGCGCCUUCUGAAUUAGAAAAAAAAAAAAAACAUAUUUUAAAGGCUAUGCUUUUGCUGGUUGAAUGCUGCAGAAACAAUCUCGAGAGCCGAAACACGCCAUCGACUUCAAGUUUUGAACACCACCUACUGUGCAGUCAUUCUGUAAUCAUUAUUAUGACGCAAAAAUUAUGAUGCCAUCCAUCGCCUCAGAGGCUGGUCCAUUGUCGGACGACUAGUGGUACGCCGAGUCACUGAGGCCAUGAGCCCCGCUUGAAUCGUUUGUGGCAGUCUCAAAAGAGGGCGAUGCCGAACUGACGUCCGGUUAGGCUGGCAACGCGUAUACGAAUAUGUUUCCGGUCGUGAAUCGUUUUCCCGCCAAGUUUCACAGCUGACGGUGCUGUGCUGCGGUGUGUUUGUGGUUCCCGGUCGCACGGUGAACUAAAGCGCAUCGACAAGAGAUACCGUGCGCUGUUUCGUGCGAUGAGCGAAUCCAUAUCAUCUUUAGUCCUUUCGGACAUUCAGGCAGCAUGCAGCACACUCGGAGGAUGGGAUGAAGGCAAAUACUACAAAGAACCUGAUUGCAUAGAAAGCCUGAAGGACCUCCUGAGGUAUCUGAGGCGUGAUGACGAGUCCCACGAGAUCCGGCGCAUCCUGGGCCGCAUUCAAGUUCUGAAAACAGAUCUACUGCCCCUGCUCAAGUUUUAUCCUGACGAUGACAGCCUGUUUGAUGUCAUCAUAAGGUUGCUGGUGGACCUCAUGAAUCCUGCCAUAUUACUGUACAAGGAAGAGCUUCCAGUCGAGAAGUUUGCCAGGAACAACUACUUGGAAAUUGUAUCUCAUCUUCAGUCAUACAAGCUGGCUUUUACAGAUUCAAAAGUGUGGAUUGCUAUCACCAAAAAGCUUGAGUCACUUUUACACAAAAAUUGGGAGACCCGACAGGAAGAAGACAAGGACAUGAUUGAGCGCAUCCUUGUCCUGAUUAGGAACGUUCUUCAUGUGCCUGCCAACCCAUCUGAAGAAAAGCGCACUGAUGAUGAUGUUAAUGUACAUGACCAAGUUCUUUGGGCAAUGCACCUUGCUCAUACUGAAGACUUGUUACUCUAUGUCACCAGCAGUGAUGAUGAAACAGACUACUGUUUUCAUUGUUUGGAAAUUUUGUCCCUGAUGCUGCGAGAACAGUCCCCAGAAGUACUGGCUAGGGCUGAACAGCCAAGGACUGCUGCUGAGAAAGAUGAAGAUAUCCGAGAACUUCUUAAAGCCAGGGAAGCAGAGCUUGCAAGAAAGAAGAUGCAGAUGCAGGCAAGGACAAACAGGCACCCUCGUUUUGGUGGAACGUUUACCGUGAAAAACAUGAAGGGAAUUGGCGACAGUGACUUGGUUGCCCAUGACACUCUCUCCAAGCUUUCCCAAAUGAGCUUUGAUCGAUCCAAGCCAUUCAAGCCCAAAGCAAAAAACAAAAGGCCUGUUCUAGAAGCAAAUGACGUUAUGAGGAGGUCCACGUUGAACAUUCGGCUGUUCCUGAAGAGACUCUGCACUGACUUUCUCAAGUGGUGCUAUAAUCCCAUGAUGCGAACAGUCAAGAGCUUCCUGCAACGCAACAAAGCCCUGUCACACGACGAAGGCUACUACUUUUGGGCAUUGAAGUUCUUCAUGGAGUUUAAUCGCCAUAACGGCUUCGAUGUCAGCCUUGUUAGUGAGACCAUAUGCAAAGAGGCAUUCCACUAUGUGCAGACGCAGCUUGAACAGUAUUACGAAAUGAUGGUCACUGACAAAGGCAAGAUUCGUAUCUGGUCAAAGAGGCUUCACGUUGGCUUGAAAGCUUAUCAGGAGUUGCUGCGAACCCUUGCUGCCAUGGACAGCAGCCCUGAAGAAGCUGUCCGAGAAGCAGCCAAAGUUCUUAAAGGCACAAUCUUCUACCUACCUGAGUAUAGAGAAAUUGUCCUGCAUCUUCUGUUGAACUUCAACGAAAUCGUGCAACCCAUCUCUUACCUUCGGGACUUGGUGGAAAUGGUUCAUGUCUACGUUAAGAUGCUUCAGCACUUCGCCAAAGGCCACCGACAUAUUAUAGUGAAGCAAAAGGCCAAGGCACGGAGAAAGCCAAAGAAGAAGAAACCAAAAGAAAGUACCCCAAGCAAUGCUGUCAGUGAAGAAGUACGGCAACAAGAAUGGCUUGAAGUGUCGUCCGAAAUUUCCAUGGCUCUGCAAGGUGAAGAGGAGCUUCCUGAUGACGUCGUUCCAUACGACUCUACAUUGGACAACACUGAGAGUGAACAAAAGCUUGAUGCUGUGUCCCGUAUCCAUGCUGCGCUUAAGGCCAGAGAAACAGCCAAGGCUGUGGCUUUACUACGAGCAGGCCAAGAAUUGUGGCCAGGCCAGGACAUGUUUGGCUCCCAAGAGGACGGAACCGAGUUUCAGGCCCUCAAGGAGAUCUUCUUUGCCAACAUGGCAGGUGUCACGCCUGAAGCACCGGCGGCCGAGGAGAUUCAGCGCGACGAAGGCAAUGAAGAGGAGGGUGAAGAAGAACAGGAUGGAUACCACUCGGACAGGGAACAAGUGUUGCAGUUCGAUGAUUUCAUCAAGCGAUUCGCCAACCCGAAAGUGGUGAUUGCCUACUGCAAGCUGCUCUCUCAUUUCCGGACGAACUCACCGGCGACGAACCAACAUGUGUUGCGCAUGCUGCACCGUCUCGCCGUGGACCUCAAGAUGUACCCGAUGCUCUUCCAAGCCAGCGUCUUGAGGACCUUUCAGAGGAUUAUGCACGACUGCUACUCGCUCCCUAAGGACAGAGUCGACAGCGCUCUUAAGGAACUGGCACGCCUGGCGACAUUCGUCGUCCGAAAAUUCGUGGCCACGGCUCAGGAAAACAAGAUUGCGUUCGCCGAAUUGCUGUUCUGGAAGAAUACAAAGGACGCGUACGAGCUGGUCCACGGUUACGGCACCGAGUCAAAGAAAGCCAGUAAAAUUAUGUGGACUGAGGAGCAAGUGUACGAGCUGAAAGUUCUCUACGAACGCUACAAGGAUGAGGCGACCCCAGACAAGGACGUCGUCGAUCUCAUACUGGAACACAUGAUCGACGACACGAGGACCCGACGCAGCGUGCUCUUGCAGCUGAAGAAGUUGGACCUCAUAGAGAGCGUAAAGGGUUUUACCAAGAAAGCAAAGGCGAACGCACCUUGGAGGGGUGAAGACGUGAUUGAACUUCGGGAGCUCUUCGAAAAGUAUCGGGAGUCAACAGACAUCAUGGGCCAAAUCCUGGAGCACCUGAGCGUCAAGCGACCACGGCACCGAGUCGUGGACAAGAUCCUCGAGAUAGGUCUCGUGUGCAACCGCAAGGAGCUGCGCAAGAAGCAAGCACGCAAGGAUGGACGCGCCGGUGGUAGCGGCCGCCAGCGGCAAGGAUCGGACGACUCCGGCUCUUCGUCCGCCGACGAUGACAACGACGACGAGCGCAUCUACGGUUUGUUCAAGAGCGGCGAAGCACCUGUGCGCCCAGCUCAGCAGAAGAAGAAUGGAGGCCGUACACCGAGGAACGCACUGAGCCGGCCUCCUAAAGACGCGCCUACUUUUCGCACCGUACCUCGGACAGAAGUUGCUACAUCACCGGAAGAACUCAGGACCGUUCUUUCCAAUCUGGCGGAGGCCGGCUGCCAGGAGAGCUUGGAGUGGCUGUUGUCCUCUCUGGAAGACGCGCUGGAGGACUGGGACCCGGAAGAUCCAUCCUCCGUGCCUCUGGUUCCCAUCCUCGAGGCGCACCAUUCGUCGAUGGAGAACAGCGAUUUCUGCAGCUUGCUUCGCACAAUGGGAAUCCAGCCACCUGCGGACGAACAGGAAGCCUAUUGGCGCAUCCCUGCCGACAUGACAACCACCAUGCUCACCUCCCGGGUCACCGUCGUGAAGAGAGCGCUGGAGGGUGACUACGGUGCCCCACUCUUGGUCGUGGGCUCGGCCUCGAACGACGCGGCUCCCGAACUCGACUCGACUGGCUCCGAUUCCGACGGUGCCCCGCUGCUCGUCGUCGACGAGGACCGCGAAGCGUCUGUCACCAGUGCGCGAAUUCCUAAGAACAAGUUGAAGCACCGCAAGGCAUUACAAGCGCUUCUGCAGAAGAAGAGAGCGCGCCAGGAAGAGUUGUCCGACACAGACUCCGACGAGGUUGGUUUCGCCCGCAGGGACCAGCGGAAGCGGAAAAGGCCUCGCGGUCGGGACACCAGGGAGAGUGAAGAGGAGAUCGGUAAUACAGUCGAAACUCUGGAACACCGUUCUGACAGUGGCAUGAGCGGCGGCGAGCUUCCAGCGAGCGUGCCCGCCGCUAGCACGACUCUUAGCAAUGUCGAGCGAGGAAGAACACCUCCUCCACUUUCGGCGUCCGAACCGACCAAGAAGCGGAAGCGAGCGACGCUGGUCGUUGACAGCGACGAAGAACGAGAAUCGACCAAGCGUGCCGAAAUGGUGGGCGUCGACGACGAAGACGUCGGCCCCGUUGUGAUCGCCGACGACGAAAUCCCGGCGGUGGCGGCGGCGGCGGCGACAUCUGCCGCUAGCAGAACCGGUGCAGCAGCGCGCAAGGCCGGCAAGGGCGGUCGCCUGGUCGUACUCGACGACAGCGACGAGGACGACGUGCUCAACUUGUCUGGAGCCAACGUCCCUGACAGGAGCGUCACUGUUGCGAACGGUGAUGCCAGUUUUAACGGCGCUUCCGGAUCCGUCAUCGAUCUGGACGGUGAUAGUGACGUGGAGCUGAGUGACGUGGGGAGAAGGAAGAGCUCCGCGGGUCCAACUCGAGCUGGCAGCAUCAGCGACUCGCCAGAGACGGUGCCUGAAAGGAGAAAGAGAUUAUCGGCUGUCGUUGAGGGCGACAGUGGCGGAAGCGAUGCAGAAGUCCUAGAAGACGCCCCCAUCCGGCCUGCUGUUAGCAAGCCAGCCAAGGCCAGGAGAGCAGUCGUCAUUAGCAGCGAUGAAGAGGAUUAGCAGCUGGGACCAUAACACAACACCAACAGCACAAAUGUUAUCUGACUUGCAUUAUUUUACAAUCAUUUUACGUGUUUUAAAACAACAAACUGUGAAGACUUUCGUGUUUUAUCAAGUCACACAUAGUGGCGCCUUUUAUCGGCUUUUGAGGUGCCCUGUGUUUUAUGUGCAAGAACGGUUUAGUAUAAAUAAAAGAUGAUCUCUCCCGC